This is a messenger RNA of Schistosoma spindalis, 1198 nucleotides long. The record is from the annotation of a GenBank genome assembly. NCBI's taxonomy places the organism in Eukaryota, Metazoa, Platyhelminthes, Trematoda, Strigeidida, Schistosomatidae.
CGACUCUCUCUUUCUUGGCACUGAUCAUAUUUCUGGUUGAACAAAGGUUUUUCGACCUAAACAGCAUAGUUUUAUAUAGUUAUUGCAUUCAUUCGUCACAUUGAUUAUGAAUUACCAAGACAAUGACCACACAGAAAUAGUCCAAGCUGAUGAACAAAAGAUGCCUGCACGUUUACUAGAAGACGAAAGUCAACGAAUAAGCUGUGUGGAGUAUAUUAAGCAAUAUGAUAUCUCACAGCUGGCUCAAAUGUUGGCACACAGUGCUGAGGAGUUCGUACGUCAUGUUUGGCUCAGAGGUUGGCGAGUAGUUAAUCAUCACAGUCUUCCUGCAUGGUUGCGUGACAAUGAUUACAUUUUGCAUUAUCAUCGACCUCAGUUAAACACUUUUUGGGCUUGUUUCAAGUCCAUUUUCAGAGUGCAUACAGAAACAGGAAAUAUAUGGACUCAUUUGUUGGGUUGUGGGAGCUUUUUUGCCAUUACAGUCUUCGUGUUAAUUCAGUCAGCAGCUCUACUACAAUGGCAAGAUAAGCUUGUAUUUUCUGCAUUCUUUUUUGGUGCUAUUGUUUGUCUCGGACUUUCUUGUUUAUUUCACACUCUUUCUUGUCAUUCAAAAAGUAUUGGACGGCUGUUUAACAGGUUGGACUAUACUGGCAUAGCGUUUCUAAAUUUAGGCUCGUUUAUACCAUAUUUAUAUUAUUCAUUCUACUGCAUAUUGUGGGCCAAGUUAUUUUAUACUAUUUCGAUUGCCGUUUUGGGGAUAGCAGCAGUCGUCGUUUCAAUGCAUCCAUCUUUUACUACACCUCAUUAUCGUCCUAUUCGGGCUGGUGUUUUCAUGGGAUUAGGUCUUUCAGGAGUUAUUCCAUGCAUUCAUACAGUAAUAUUAGAUGGAUUCUUCCAUUCUGUUAUUCAAGGUUCUUUAGGUUGGCUUAUUCUCAUGGCCGUUUUGUAUUUAAGUGGUGCAACUAUCUAUGCUGUCCGUGUACCGGAAAGAAUAUUUCCUGGACGUUUUGAUAUUUGGUUUCAAAGUCACCAAAUAUUUCAUGUGUUCGCAGUGGUUGCAGCCUUAGUUCACUAUCACGGUUUAGUUAAACUUGCCGACUACCGUCUAUCUACUGGCGAUUGUAAACCUGUUGGACUGAAUUUUGAUUCAAAUCGAUUAAAAAUGUUCGGUCUGGAUAUAUUUCCUAACACAUUAUGA